Molecule: messenger RNA, 1362 nt
Organism: Lachancea mirantina
Lineage: Eukaryota; Fungi; Ascomycota; Saccharomycetes; Saccharomycetales; Saccharomycetaceae
Source: the annotation of a GenBank genome assembly
AUGGGUAACGACGUCACUGCAACUACUACUACCAUCACGGCAAGCUCCGGUAGGCUCAAUAUCCCAGCAGCCGCUGCAUUGAGCAUCGAAGAGGGAAGACUAAACAGAACCAUUUUGGAAACGGGCUCCUGGUUCGGUGGGGUCGCAAGAUGGGGUGAAGAAAGCCAUGAAUUUGGAAUGAGAAGACUCGCCGGAACUGCAGAAGAUGGUGCUAUGCGUGAUUGGUUUGCCAAAGAAUGCAAGUCGUUGGGUUGCACUGUGAAAGUUGAUCAAAUUGGUAAUAUGUUUGCCACUUAUCCGGGCAAAAAUGGCGGGAAACCAACUGCGACGGGAUCUCAUCUCGACACUCAGCCAGAGGCAGGGAAAUAUGACGGUAUUCUUGGAGUCCUUGCGGGACUGGAAGUGCUAAGAACGUUUAAAGACAACAACUAUAUCCCCAACUAUGACGUUUGCGUUGUCGUCUGGUUCAACGAAGAGGGUGCGAGGUUUGCGCGCUCUUGCACAGGUUCUAGUGUCUGGUCCCACGAUCUGUCCUUGAAAGAUGCGUACGAGAUGCAGUCCGUUGGUGAAGCCAAGCCUGAAACUGUCUUCGAGUCUCUGUCCAAGAUCAACUAUAUAGGUGACGUUCCCGCUUCCUACCAGGAAAACCAAAUCGACGCUCAUUUUGAACUCCAUAUCGAGCAAGGACCUAUCCUCGAAGAUGAAAAAAAGGAAAUUGGCGUUGUUACUGGUGUCCAAGCAUACCAUUGGGAAAGAUGCACCGUCUACGGCCAGGGAGCUCAUGCAGGCACGACACCAUGGCGUUGCAGGAAAGACGCGCUUCUCGCUACUUCUAAAAUGAUCGUCGAGGCUUCUGAAAUUGCUCAAAAAUAUCAGGGCCUAUGCACCUGCGGUAUCAUUGACGCUAAGCCUUAUUCCGUUAACAUUAUCCCAGGUGAAGUGUCAUUCACACUUGAUUUCAGGCAUCCCUCGGAUGAAGUUUUGGCGACGAUUCUCUCAGAAGUGCAUGCCAAAUUCGACGAGAUCGUUGCUAAAAACACCGCGGGUGCACUUUCUCACAAAGAGGAGGUUUUACAAGUUUCUCCAGCUGUGAAGUUCAAUCAAAUUUGUAUUGAAUGUGUCUCCAGAUCCGCUUUGGCCCAAUUUCCAGAAAACAAGGUCAGACAAAUUUGGUCUGGUGCAGGCCACGAUUCUUGUCAAACUGCACCUCAUGUGCCUACCUCGAUGAUCUUCAUCCCAUCCAAGGAUGGUUUGUCUCACAAUUACUAUGAAUAUUCGUCCCCCGAGGAAGUGGAAAACGGCUUCAAAGUUCUACUCCAAGCAAUUAUAAAUUACGACAACUUCAGGGCAAGUCAAGCCUGA